GGCUGUCGAUGUCCAGUGGUCUGCAGUGCAUGAACAGUUGACUAGUCUGGGUGUUUCUGCUUCGGUUUCCGUGAUAUGUGAGUUGGAAAUUCGAGAGAAGAGUGUGCAGAAUGGAGGAGUUGAGGGACAGUCGGCCCAAUAUGUCAAGACCUCUGAUCACUAGAUCCCCUGCAUCUCCAUUGAACAAUCAAGGCAUCCCCACUCCAGCACAACUCACAAAAUCCAACGCACCAGUUCACAUUGAUGUGGGUGGGCACAUGUAUACCAGCAGCUUGGCCACGCUUACAAAAUAUCCUGAUUCCAGAAUCGGCAGGCUCUUCGAUGGCACGGAGCCCAUCGUCCUCGACAGCCUCAAGCAGCAUUAUUUCAUCGACAGAGAUGGGCAAAUGUUCAGAUAUAUCUUGAAUUUUUUAAGAACAUCAAAACUCCUUAUUCCUGAUGAUUUCAAGGACUACAGUUUGCUAUACGAAGAAGCAAAGUAUUUCCAGCUUCAGCCCAUGCUAGGAGAGAUGGAAAGGUGGAAACAGGACCGGGAGAGUGGCCGCUUCUCAAAGUCUUGUGAGUGCCUGGUGGUGCGAGUUGCCCCAGAUCUCGGAGAGAGGAUUACACUGAGUGGUGAUAAGUCAUUGAUAGAAGAAGUGUUUCCAGAAAUCGGUGAUGUGAUGUGUAAUUCUGUCAAUGCCGGCUGGAAUCAUGACUCAACGCAUGUGAUCAGAUUUCCACUGAACGGAUACUGUCACCUCAACUCAGUUCAGGUACUUGAGAGGUUACAGCAAAGAGGGUUUGAGAUUGUUGGCUCAUGUGGAGGUGGGGUGGACUCUUCCCAAUUCAGUGAAUACGUACUGAGACGAGAACUCAGAAGGACAUCUCGCGCACCCUCCGUCAUUCGAAUAAAGCAAGAGCCUCUGGACUAAAAUGGACAUGUUUCUUUAUGCAAAAAAAAAAAAAAAUAGAUAGGAAAAAAAAAAGAAAAAAAAGGGGGACGUUUCAUGUGCAGUUUGGACUCCAAAUAAGUCCUGGAACUAAAAUUGAAUAAAAGACACAUUUAUAUCAAAUAUAGAGACCACACCUGAAUUCAUAUGGGAACACUUGGAAUAGUAGUAAUAAUAAUAACCUCAAGGUGUAAAUCAAAACACACACACACACACAUAUAUAUGUAUGUAUGUAUAUGUAUGUAUAUACAUACAUAUAUGUACGUAUAUGUCAAAGGGUAGGAAAUGCAACAACAAAGUGGUAGAUGAGGUUGGUGCUGUGAUGGCCAUUAAGUGUCCUAGGCCUUACUCGGGCCCACUUAACGGUGUACAAGCCAUUACCAUUGGGGAAUACAUGGACUGCUCAUAAUGCAUUUUCCAUUGCCAAACACCAUCCAAUUUUUAAUGUGUACACACCUUGAUUCAACUUUAUUUGCAUAUGGAGGUUUAUGUCUGUCUUUUUUAGAGGUGGAUGGGCAGGCGUUCAGGAGACGACCAUCCAUUGCGUUGGAAAGCUAGUCGACUGAAAUUUUAAAUGUAGUUUGUACAGAAGUCGCACACGUUUUGUCUGCCCUCACAGAUGUGAAAGGUUAACUUUUCUUUUGAAUGAGUUUUUCGUUGUUAUUUUUUGUUGUUUUGUUUUGUGUUUUUUCAAAGGGGGCCAGAAUAAUUAAUAUUUGGUGGAGAUGCUCUGGUUUGAAUCUGCUGCUUUCCUACAAUUUUUCAAAUUUUAUAAUGUAUUAAAUACAAUAAACUCUGUUUAAAGUAAUGAGGGUCUGAUUUCAGCCAACAGGAGCAGAGAAGUGGGAUUUAGCUCACUGCAGUCCGGCGCGGUGGAGUGAGCUAAAGGCAGCAAGUGCUGUUGUGGGGUUGCUUUGGGGGGUCAGUCCAGUGUGCUGGUCUUCCUUCAGCACUGUCCCUUUUAAGCUUUGUCCCAGUUUGAAGAGCAG
This is a messenger RNA of Cygnus atratus (black swan), 1921 nucleotides long. RefSeq names its product potassium channel tetramerization domain containing 1 (gene KCTD1). The record is from RefSeq and is a predicted model, not a curated record. Lineage: Eukaryota; Metazoa; Chordata; Aves; Anseriformes; Anatidae. The transcript has 5 exons. Gene Ontology annotation, biological process: protein homooligomerization; negative regulation of DNA-templated transcription. Gene Ontology annotation, cellular component: nucleus. Gene Ontology annotation, molecular function: transcription corepressor activity; transcription factor binding. Bases 111 to 914 code for a protein of 267 amino acids.